Molecule: messenger RNA, 1037 nt
Organism: Anas platyrhynchos (mallard)
Lineage: Eukaryota; Metazoa; Chordata; Aves; Anseriformes; Anatidae
Cellular component (GO): extracellular region
Molecular function (GO): serine-type endopeptidase inhibitor activity
Source: RefSeq, a predicted model, not a curated record
UGCCGUCCCGUGCCGGUCCGUGCCGUGCCCGGUGCUGUCCCGUGCCGGGGAGGGGCAGGACCCGGUGCGCGUUGCGCAAGGCCCGGGGCAGGGCUCGGGGCUCUACAAAAGCUCCGCGGGGCGCGGGUGUUGCGAGGGUAGCGCCAUGAAGCCGGGGUCGCUGCUGUUGCUGGUGCUGCUGGUGGCCCUCCUGGCCCCGCUGGGCGAGUGCCGGUUGGACCCGGAGCUCGUCCUGGCAGGGAAGUUUGGCGAGUGCCCUGCGCCCAGGAGGACCUCCAGCACCAAGUGCGGCAACUUCUGCUCUACGAAUGAGAACUGCCCGGGCAGCGAACUCUGCUGCAGCAAUGGCUGUGGAAUGGAGUGCAGGAUGCCCAUUGGAGCCAAGGCAGGUUUCUGCCCACGGGUGAACUCCGACAUGAUGAGCAUCUGCCUGGUGCAGUGCAGCAGCGACAGCGACUGCGAGGGCAACGGCAAGUGCUGCAGCAUGGCCUGCCACGUCCACUGCACAAGCCCGGUGCCAGCCAAACCAGGAGUCUGCCCCAAGAGAAGGUUGCGGUACACCUUACUCCCUUGCAACAGCACCUGCAGAGACGACAGCGACUGUCCCGGCAGAGACAAGUGCUGCUUCACGGGCUGCAGCCUCGGCUGCAUGGCCCCGGCCAGACGGAGGGGCUACAGCCCCGCUGCCUCCCUGCUGGGCUGGGGCUGGGGCUGCCGCCAGUGUCCUGCUCUCAUCUCCAGCCCCGUGCUCCGAAGUGACAUCUGCCACUUGCCCCCGGAGCACGGCCCGUGCAGGGGCCUCUUCUAUCGCUACGCCUACAGCCCUGCCACGGGGACGUGCCGGCUGUUCCUCUACGGCGGCUGCAGGGGGAACGCCAACAACUUCGAGACCCUGGGGGAGUGCCAGCGGGUCUGCCAGCGGGGGAGAGCCAACGAGUGACCCCGAGGGACACACAGCCCGGCCAUGCCUGCAGCGGGGUCAGCCCCUGCCCCCUGCCCUCUCAAUAAAGCCGCCAGACUCCUGGCUUGCAGCAUCA